Messenger RNA from Vitis riparia (riverbank grape), 957 nucleotides. Its product is annotated as mitochondrial import inner membrane translocase subunit TIM23-2-like. Gene Ontology annotation, molecular function: transmembrane protein transporter activity. Gene Ontology annotation, biological process: protein import into mitochondrial matrix. Gene Ontology annotation, cellular component: TIM23 mitochondrial import inner membrane translocase complex; mitochondrial inner membrane. The transcript has a single exon. NCBI's taxonomy places the organism in Eukaryota, Viridiplantae, Streptophyta, Magnoliopsida, Vitales, Vitaceae. The coding region runs from base 128 to 676 and encodes 182 amino acids. The record is from RefSeq and is a predicted model, not a curated record.
AAAUAAAAGCCAAUGAACAGCGUGGAGACCAAGUCAGCCAAACAGCCCUUCUCUCACGUUAAACCCUAAACUCUCAACAAAGCCUCUGCGAUUCCAAUUCUAGGGUUUGCUGCUUUCUCUCUCUGAAAUGGCGGAUCAAUCUACCGAUUCGAAUCGGAAAACUCGAGUCUACCACCCAUACCAAGACCUCCAGGUCCCCAUCCAAAACCUCUACAACCUUCCCACCUCUCCCGAGUACCUCUUCGAUGAAGAAUCGCUUCAUCAACGCCGCUCUUGGAGCGAGAAUCUGCAAUACUAUACGGGGUCGGGUUACCUUUCCGGAGCCAUAAUCGGUGGCGCCAAGGGCUCCAUCGAAGGGAUCAGGGCGGCGGAGGCCGGCGACACGCUCAAACUCCGAGUCAACCGGGUUCUCAACUCCGGCGGCCAAACGGGUCGGAGGUUCGGCAACUCGAUGGGCGUUCUUGGCCUUAUUUUUUCCGGGUUGGAGAGCGGGAUGAUACACUGGAGAGACACCGAUGAUAUGCUCAACAGCGUCUUCGCUGGUUUGGGCACCGGCGCUAUGUAUCGAGCGGCUGCGGGGCCGCGCUCCGCCGCGAUCGCUGGUGCUAUCGGAGGUUUGGCUGCUGGCGCUGCCGUGGCCGGUAAGCAGGUCAUGAAGCGAUAUGUUCCCAUAUGAAGUUUCGGCUGAUAUGUGUCUUUUAGGAUUUUAGGGUUCUGGAGGUUUGAGGGAUGGUGGAUUUGUGGUCUUUUUGGUUUAUAGUUCAAUGGCGUUGGUAUAAUUGGAUUAGUUUGUGUCAUUUGGGAUCCAAUUUGUCGAUUUGUCUUUCUUGCAGAACCAAACUACCAAUGGCAAUUUGGAUUUUUGGGUUAUUUUUUAGCUGUAAUCAUUGAAUUACACAUUACAUAUGACAUGUUUCAACAUAAAUUUAUUUUAUCAUUGAUUCUUUUAUUUAUUGA